Messenger RNA from Odontomachus brunneus, 686 nucleotides. It is a transcript of the gene mRpS16, whose product is annotated as probable 28S ribosomal protein S16, mitochondrial. Gene Ontology annotation, cellular component: ribosome; mitochondrial small ribosomal subunit. Lineage: Eukaryota; Metazoa; Arthropoda; Insecta; Hymenoptera; Formicidae. The transcript is spliced from 2 exons. The coding region runs from base 179 to 595 and encodes 138 amino acids. The record is from RefSeq and is a predicted model, not a curated record. Gene Ontology annotation, biological process: mitochondrial translation. Gene Ontology annotation, molecular function: structural constituent of ribosome.
AGUACAUUUCGGAACGCAACCAGAAUGACGCUCGCGAGCGUUGCAAGCAUGUAACGGAAUGCGCCCCGAGUACAGGCCUGGAACCAUAGAGAGAGAGAGAGAGAGAGAGAGAGUGUAACUUCUCUAACCUCACUUGUCAUGUACGACAAGCUGUAAACGAUUAAUUUUAAAAACAAACAUGCCGCACAUUUCUCGAUUUCCUUUGCAUCCUUCAUCUGGUACGGGUAUCGCUGCGCGGUUUAAAACGUCGAUACGUUUUGUUCGUUAUGGCUGCGCUAAUAGACCGUUUUAUCACCUCAUCGUGAUGCAUUUAAAGGAACAUCAAAGGCGACCACCGAUAGAACAACUUGGCAGCUAUGACCCUAUUCCAAAUAAAUACAACGAGAAAUUGGUGUCGUUUAAUUUCGAAAGAAUACAGCAUUGGUUAGCCAAAGGAUCACAUGUAUCCACACCUGUUGCAGAAUUAUUAGGACUUGCUGGGUUUUUUCCUGUUCAUCCAAGAACAUACAUGACAGCAUGGAGAAAUCGCAAGGCUGCCAAAGAAAAUGCUACCCAAGAAAAUACAGUUGAUAAAACUGAAUCGUCUGCAAAUUAAGAUGUAUUCUAUAUAUUUCUUUAGUUAGACCUGAAUUUUACAUGUAUACUUUACUGUUUCUUAAUAAAAUCAUCAUUAGUAAUUUGGAAAA